AUGGGUAAUCUCCAAAUUACUAUAAUGACAAUCAAUAUAGACGUUUUUGAAUAUCUCGAAGAUACUUUUAAGGAAAGGAUUAUGUUCCUUGAUGGUGCUAUGGGUACUAUGGUUCAAAGGUUGAAACUCGAAGAAUCCGACUUUAGAGGCAAAGAGUUUGUAAAUUGGCCAAAGGAUUUGAAAGGGAACAAUGAUUUAUUAACUUUAACUAAGCCUGACGCUAUUUAUAAUAUUCACCGACAAUACCUUGAAGCUGGUGCUGAUAUGGUUGAAACGAACACGUUUAGUUCUACUUCAAUUGCUCAAUUAGACUAUGGGUUUCAAGAUUAUGCUUACCGUCUUAAUAAAGAAGGUGCCCAGUUGGCAAAAAAAGCAUGUCUUGAUGUUACGAAAGAAACAGGUAUUCGUCGACUCGUUUGUGGUGCCAUCGGUCCUACCAAUAGAACUUGUUCUAUUUCUCCCUCCGUUGAAAAUCCUGCGUACAGAAAUGUUACCUUUGAUGAACUUGUUACAGCUUAUGUUGAACAAGUACGUGGCCUUCUAGAUGGUGGAGCUGAUAUUCUAUUAGUGGAAACUAUUUUCGAUACAUUAAAUGCUAAGGCUGCUAUUUUCGCCAUUGACAUGGUUUUUGAGAAUGAUAACCGACCCAAGGUGCCAAUAUUUAUCUCAGGUACAAUUGUUGAUCAAAGUGGUCGUACUCUUUCUGGACAAACAGGUGAAGCGUUCAUCACGUCACUUUUCCAUUGUAAACCAGUUGCUUUCGGUUUAAAUUGUGCUUUAGGAGCUGCACAAAUGAAACCUUUUAUUCAAAACAUUGGUAGAUUUACGGAUGCACAUAUUAUUUGCUAUCCUAAUGCUGGUUUACCAAAUGCAAUGGGAGAAUAUGAUGAAAGCCCACAAACAAUGGCAAAAAAUGUUGAGCCUUUUGCAAAAGAAGGCCUUGUAACUAUCGUCGGUGGUUGUUGUGGAACUACUCCAGAUCAUAUUAAGGCUAUAGCAGAUGCUUGUAAAAAAUAUAAACCACGUCCAAAACCAGAAAGUAAAUCAGACAUCAUGUUAUUGUCAGGUCUUGAAGUGCUUCGUGUUGAUAAAACAACUGGAUUUGUUAAUAUUGGUGAACGUUGUAAUGUAGCAGGUUCUAAAAAAUUUUGUCGUCAUAUUUUAAAAGGAGAAUUUGAAGAAGCACUUAUUAUUGCUCGUGCUCAGGUUGAAAAUGGCGCUCAAGUAGUUGAUGUUAAUUUUGAUGAAGGUUUAUUAGAUGGUAAAUCAACCAUGAUCAAAUUUUUAAAUUUGUUAGCAUCUGAUCCUGACUGUGCUCGUGUUCCUUUGAUGAUUGACUCAUCCAAUUUUGCCGUUAUUGAGGGUGGUCUUCGUUGCGCUCAAGAAGGAGAAGAAGAGUUUAUAAAAAAGGCAAAGAUUGUCAAACGCUUUGGUGCUGCUGUUAUUGUCAUGGCUUUUGAUGAAACUGGUCAAGCAGCGGAAGCUAACCGUAAAAUUGAAAUAUGUACUCGUUCCUAUAAAAUUUUAGUAGAAAAAGUUGGAUUUAACCCCUAUGAUAUUAUUUUUGAUCCAAAUAUUCUCACUAUCGCUACUGGCAUGGAGGAACAUAAUAAUUAUGCUGUCGAAUUCAUUGAGGCAUGUAAAGCAAUCAAGUCAACUCUUCCUGGUGCUAAAGUAAGUGGUGGUGUAUCCAAUCUAUCAUUUGCCUUCCGUGGUAUGAACAAAGUGCGUGAAGCUAUGCAUUCUGUUUUCCUUUAUCAUGCUAUUAAGGCUGGAAUGGAUAUGGGUAUUGUCAAUGCUGGAUUUUUGACUGUAUAUGAUGAUAUUCCUAAAGAUCUUCUUCAAUUAUGUGAAGAUGCCAUUUGGAAUCGUGAUCCAGAAGUGACAGAAAAAUUAUUAGAUUAUGCAAAGACUCAUUCUAAAGACAUUAAAAAGGAUGAAGAUUUAGAGGAAUGGAGAUCAUGGCCCGUUACAGAACGUAUUACGCAUGCAUUGGUUAAGGGUGAUAUGAAAUACAUCGUUGAAGACACGGAGGAAGCACGUCUGAAUAAAGACAAAUAUCCUCGAGCAAUUAAUGUUAUUGAAGGCCCUUUAAUGGCUGGUAUGAAUGUUGUAGGCGAUUUGUUUGGUAAAGGCAAGAUGUUUUUACCCCAAGUCAUUCGCUCUGCUCGUGUCAUGAAAAAAGCGGUCGCUCACUUAGUUGAACAUAUCAAAAUUGAGAAAGAAGCUGAAAUGGUUUUAACUGGAGAAACUGAGGUAAAAGGGAAUGGAACAAUCAUCAUGGCAACUGUUAAGGGUGAUGUUCAUGAUAUCGGAAAAAAUAUAUGUGGUGUUGUUCUUGGUUGUAAUAAUUAUAAAGUCAUUGAUUUGGGAGUUAUGGUCCCUUGUGAGAAAAUUAUCAAAACUGCUAUUGAGGAAAAGGUAGAUGUCAUUGGACUUUCAGGUCUUAUUACACCUUCUUUAGAAGAAAUGGUGAUUGUUGCUAAAGAAUGUGAAAAAGUAGGACUAAAAAUUCCUAUCCUUAUUGGCGGUGCUACUACAAGCAAAAUGCAUACAGCAGUUAAAAUUGCACCUCAAUAUUCGUCCCCUGUUAUUCAUGUCUUAGAUGCCUCACGUAAUGUUCCUGUUGUUGCUAGUUUAUUGGAUAAAAACACAAGAGAAGAGUUUGCUGAAGAUAUUCGCAAUGAAUACGAUGAAUUGCGAGAAGAAUAUUACGAAAGUUUAGGAGAACGUCGUCUUUUAUCAAUCCAAGCCGCUCGAGAAAAGAAGAUGGUUAUUGAUUGGAUCAAAAACCCACCUCCAACUAAGCCUACCUUUUUGGGUACAAAAGUCUAUAAUGAUUAUUCCCUUGAAAAAUUAGCCAGUCUUAUAGACUGGAACCCUUUCUUUCAAGUUUUCCAACUUCGUGGUCGAUAUCCUAAUAGAGGAUUUCCCAAGAUUUUUGAUGAUGAACACGUUGGUUCAGAAGCUAAACGACUCUAUGAGGAUGCCCAAGAGAUGCUUAAGAAAAUCAUGACUGAAAAACUCUUUAAGGCUAAUGGAAUCGUUGGCUUCUACCCUGCUCACUCUGUAGGGGAUGAUAUUGAAAUCUAUACUGAUGACUCUCGCGAAGAAGUAGCAGCAGUAUUUUAUGGUCUCCGUCAACAAGUAGAGAAGGAGACUGAGGAGCCUUAUUACUGCUUGUCAGAUUUUAUAACACCCAAGGGUUCUAAUAUAAAUGAUUAUAUUGGUAUGUUUGCCGUCAGUGCAGGCUUUGGCUGUGAUGAACUUGUCAAGAAGUUUGAAGCGGAUCAAGAUGAUUAUAACAGUAUUAUGGUUAAAGCACUUGCUGAUCGUUUCGCAGAGGCCUUUGCAGAGGCUCUUCAUGAAGAAGUACGUCGUAAAGACUGGGGCUACUCCUCUGACGAAUACUUGUCGAAUAAAGAUAAAUUUGCCGUACGUUACCAAGGUAUUCGUCCUGCUCCUGGUUAUCCUUCUCAGCCUGAUCACACAGAAAAGCAAACUAUGUGGAAUUUAGGACAGAUAGGAGAGAAGACGGGUAUUACAUUAACAGAAUCACUUGCUAUGGAUCCACCUGCCAGUGUGAGUGGUCUUAUAUUUGCUCAUGAGCAAAGUAAAUAUUUUGCAGUUGGUAAAAUUGAUAAAGAUCAAAUCGAGGAUUAUGCUGCUCGUAAGAAUAUGGAUGUUGAAACAGUUGAAAAAUGGUUAGGAACAAUUCUUGCCUAUGAUCAUUAA
Messenger RNA from Cokeromyces recurvatus, 3735 nucleotides. Its product is annotated as methionine synthase. Gene Ontology annotation, biological process: pteridine-containing compound metabolic process. The record is from RefSeq and is a predicted model, not a curated record. Bases 1 to 3735 code for a protein of 1244 amino acids. The transcript is spliced from 12 exons. NCBI's taxonomy places the organism in Eukaryota, Fungi, Mucoromycota, Mucoromycetes, Mucorales, Mucoraceae. Gene Ontology annotation, molecular function: zinc ion binding; cobalamin binding; methionine synthase activity.